Messenger RNA from Salvia splendens (bonfire salvia), 2324 nucleotides. RefSeq lists its product as uncharacterized. The transcript has a single exon. The record is from RefSeq and is a predicted model, not a curated record. NCBI's taxonomy places the organism in Eukaryota, Viridiplantae, Streptophyta, Magnoliopsida, Lamiales, Lamiaceae. Gene Ontology annotation, biological process: positive regulation of growth. The coding region runs from base 488 to 2176 and encodes 562 amino acids.
AGAGUUCAGUCAUCGGAAAUUUAAAGUUGUCUUUUUUAAAAGAAAAAGCAAGAAAUGUUCAUAUUCCAAGUCCUCAUAAGCAUAGGACCAUCAUCAUCGCCUUCUUCAAACCGCUCUCUUCCUUUUCCAAUUUCAUCAUUACAAAAUCCAUCUCCACAGCAUUCGCAAAAGCAGCCUUAAAUUCCCAAUCAAAACACCACACUCCUUCCUCCCUUUUCCCUCCAUUCUUCUUUUGCUUGUGCUCAUCAAUCAAUUGCAGCUCCACUCCCUCUUCCAAAACCUCUCAUUCCCCUUUCUUCACGCUUGCUCAGUACCUCACCCACGCGCACGCACAAUUCACGCCUCUCUCAACCUUUUCUAGCACAUCACUCCCCCAAUUUGCAGCAAAAGUUUCAAUCUUGGCCGCUGAAUUUCUCCAAUUGAGAAUCUCCCAUGGCGGGCCGGAUCUGAAUUGGGACGCCGCCGAAUUCGGAUCUUCGCGGCGGAGAUGGUGGCGGAGCCUUGGUUGCUCAAGAUGGGGAAUCAGGUGAGCCACAAUUUAAAGCAUGCUUUGUAUCUCGAGAAUUUGACAAAAUCGCCCAGCGCAAAACAGGGGCCUAGUGAUAAUAAGCAGAUUAUAGGUAUACUGUCGUUUGAAGUAGCUAAUGCCAUGUCUAAGAUCAUCCACUUGCACAAUUCCCUCACUGAAAACGAGGUUUUUAAGCUCAGGAAUGAGGUUUUGAAGUCUGAGGGUGUUAGGAGUCUUGUUUGUGGCGAUGAGAAGCGUCUGUUGGAAUUGGUUGUGGAGGAGAAGCUGGAUGAUCUGAACAAGGUUGCUGGUGUGGUGUGUAGAUUAGGGAAGAAAUGCACGAUCCCGGCGCUGCAGGGUUUCGAGCACGUUUAUGGGGAUAUUGUUUGUGGGGCUGUGGAUUUUAGGGAGGUGAGUUUUCUUGUGAGGGAUAUGGAGGGUAUGGUGAGGAGGAUGGAGAGGUAUGUGAACAGCACGGCUGCUCUUUACGCGGAGAUGGAGGUGAUGAAUGAGAUGGAGGCGGCCGUGAAGAAGUUUCAGCACGAGGAGACGAGGAGGGCUUAUGAGCAGAAAUUGGCGUGGCAGAAGCAGGAUGUGAGGCAUUUGAGAGAUGUCUCUCUUUGGAACUUGACUUAUGAUAAGGUGGUUGAGCUUUUGGCGAGGACCGUGUGUACAGUCUUUGCUCGGCUGUGUUUCGUUUUUGGAGAUGUGUGUUCGAGGAGGGGGAAUGUUGAUAUUUCCACAACAAAUAAGAGUGAUGGCUGUUCUCAUUCGGCCAUUUCAAGACAAGUUGGAGAUGAGAGGGUGGAGAAGAAAAGCCCGAGUUUAGGAGGUAAACUUGGGAUCCGAGGAAACCAAGGAGGCUUGUUUCGUGCAGAGGUUUACAACGCUGCCUGCUGCAUAGGGCGGGGGAGGCUGUUGAUGGAGUGUUUAAGUUUGAGUAGUUCUGCUUCCAAAGUGGAUGAUGACGAUGAGCGUGUCGUUUAUGAUGAUGGGAUUGAUCAAGUUUCGGAAUCUAUCACUGCUGCAACUGAUUUGAAUAGAACAAUUCAUGCCAUCCAUAGUGGAGAUGAAACCGAGACGAAAGGAAGUUUGUUGAGCAGUUUAAAGUUUGGGAGAAAGAGUAGGCUCCUUGCUCAUGGACCUCCUAAUAGUGUCGGAGCCUCUGCGUUAGCCUUGCACUAUGCUAACGUUAUCAUCGUGUUGGAGAAGCUUCUCCGUUACCCUCAUCUUGUAGGGGACGAGGCUAGGGACGAUCUGUAUCAGAUGCUCCCGACGAGUCUGAGAAUGACUCUGAAGUCUAGUUUGAAGUCUUACGUAAAAGACUUGGCUAUCUAUGACGCUCCUCUCGCCCACGCUUGGAGGGAGAGGCUCGACCUGCUGCUCAAAUGGCUUGCUCCUCUCGCGCAUAACAUGAUGAGGUGGCAGAGCGAGCGCAACUUUGAGCAGCAGCAGAUUGUGACGAAUAAAAACGUUCUUCUGAUUCAGACCAUAUAUUUUGCUGAUCGGGAGAAGACAGAGGCCGUUUUGAGCGAGCUGCUCGUUGGUCUGAACUAUAUCUGUCGGUACGAACAGCAACAGAACGCGUUGCUGGACUGUUCGAGUAGUUUUGAUUUCGAAGAGUGCAUGGAGUGGCAAUCACAAGUCAGGAGUAGUUCAUUUUCUUGAUUUUUAUUUUGCUCUUGGUUUUUUUUAUUGCAGUUUUUAUUUUAUUUAUGAUUAUGGUAGCUUUAUUACCAUCUGCAGAUGUAUGAUAAAAUGUAGGUGAUAACACUACUACCAUUGUGACUAAAAAAUAUCCCUAUUGUGAAAACAA